AUGCUAUAUCUCGUGGGUCUCGGUCUUGCGGACGAAAAGGACAUCACGGUCCGAGGAUUGGAGGUCGUCAAAUCUGCUUCUAGAGUCUACCUAGAAGCUUAUACGAGUAUCUUGCUGGUCGAGAAGGAGAAGCUAGAAGCUUAUUAUGGACGUCCUGUGAUUGUAGCAGACCGCGAGCUCGUUGAAAGUGGAAGCGAUGAUAUCCUCGAAAAUGCAAAGGAUGUUGAUGUUGCGUUUCUAGUCGUCGGGGAUCCGUUUGGAGCAACUACACAUACGGAUCUAGUCUUACGAGCCCGUGAACUCGGGAUUCCCACGAGGACCAUCCCCAAUGCAUCAAUUCUGUCAGCCAUCGGUUGCACAGGCCUGCAAUUAUACAACUUUGGUCAAACCGUUAGCAUGGUCUUCUUCACCGAAACAUGGAAACCAUCUUCAUAUUACGACCGGGUCAAGGAGAACGCACAACUGGGUUUACACACUCUCGUGCUACUAGAUAUCAAAGUCAAGGAACAAUCUUUGGAAAACAUGGCACGAGGACGCAAGAUCUACGAACCACCACGAUACAUGACCGUCGCACAAUGCGCAAGCCAGAUGCUGGAGACUGAAGAGGAAAGACAGGAAGGUGUCUAUGGACCGGACAGUCUCGCUAUUGGCGCUGCUCGUGUCGGAGCUCCUGACCAGAAACUUGUUGCGGGAACGCUCAAGGAGUUGGCCGAGGUUGAUAUGGGACGGCCUCUUCAUAGUUUGGUUUUGCUUGGUAAAAGAGCACAUGAUCUGGAGCGGGAUUAUAUCGAGCAGUUUGCGGUCAAUAAGGAGACGUUCCAUGCAGCUUGGAAGCAGGGAUACGGCCAUACUUAG
This is a messenger RNA of Talaromyces stipitatus ATCC 10500, 855 nucleotides long. RefSeq names its product diphthine synthase, putative. Bases 1 to 855 code for a protein of 284 amino acids. Lineage: Eukaryota; Fungi; Ascomycota; Eurotiomycetes; Eurotiales; Trichocomaceae. Gene Ontology annotation, biological process: protein histidyl modification to diphthamide. Gene Ontology annotation, molecular function: diphthine synthase activity. The record is from RefSeq and is a predicted model, not a curated record. The transcript is spliced from 3 exons.